AUGACCAUGGCAUCUAGGAAGACGACCUCCGUCUACGACUACCCGGAGCAUUUGAAUCCGUUCCACGAGGAGGAUAACCAUAACAAGAUCCGAUUCUGGACGAUUGGAAGGAAGAGGUCGAGCAGCAUCAGCUUCUCUGGGAUUAAGGAGUUGAAAAAUUCUUGGUCGUUGCGGUCGUUCAUGAAAAAGGGGAAAAAAGGUGAGCAAGCACCGUUGCCUGCACCAGCUCAAAGUGUUCAAAGCAAGCCUACUAACGACGUGAACGGCGAUAGCAGUCCUAUCGUGUUCAGGAGAGCUAUGCAGUACUCUUCGAUGUCCCGAAGCACCAUAGGUACAGAUCGCUACGUGUACGGAGGAUCCGUUACUCCUUUACCGCGAUCAAGAUUUCAGGAACGGUUACGAAGUUCACAGCAAGACGUCAAUGGUUCACCUAGCGCAACACCGCGAAUGGCACGCAGUGAAAUCAUGGGGUCAAGGUUGAGUGUUGCCAGCACAAACCCCUUUGACGAGCCUCCCAUACCCCCGGUUCGUGCGUCUCGUCGCAAGAAGAAUCGAGCUCCAGCACCUCCGCCAACGACGCCGCCCGACGCAGUAACAGAAAUCGCGGUAAACACUUCGGUAGACUCAGACGUGCCUGUAGAUACUAGUAAUAGCAAACCAGACGCAGUUGAAGAUCUAGAUGAAAUGAACCUGAAAAUUGAACUAAAAAUAGUAGAAGAUGAAGACUGCGAUACCAAGACAUCUAAUGAUUCCAAUACAAAAGAGAAAGAACCGUCCCCGGUACCAAUUCUUGUACAGGACAUCUUAAACGUAGAAGAAAUUGAUAGCAAUAACAGAGACACUGCUACACCAGAAAAAGUAGAAAGCGCCAGCUCUGAAGAGAAUAUUCUCAACAAUGUAUCAUUCCCCAAGGUUAACAUCCAUCAAUACAGAAGGAAUUCUAGCGUUAACGAAGACGACGUCAGAUUACGGCGAGGCAAUUUAGAAGACUUUAACCUUUCAAACAAAAGGAGUAAGAGUUUGACGAACACUAUAGACGGUAGUUACACGGUUUACGACAUAAAUUUAAAUGAUACGAGUGUAGAUGAAAACAGUAACGAGGAGCCGAAGAAAGUUAUCUGCAAACUUUACGACGAAAGAAAGGAAAGCAUAGACACCUCUGUUUCGAGUACUGAAAAGGAGUUUAUGGAAAUCGACAAAGCUACCAGGGAACUUGAAAGGGAGAUUAGCAAAUUAAAUUCGGCUCUUCACGACGAAGACUUGUCGAUAAGCGAAGGUCGUCUCUCGGUUUCAGACAUCAAGCGAAAGUUCGAUCGAAGCUCACCAAAUCCUAUACCAAAGCCGAGACGAAGUCACUACGGAGGUUCUAGUUCACCUAUUAACAACAAUUAUGAAGCAUAA
Leptosia nina is the source of this 1401-nucleotide messenger RNA. Lineage: Eukaryota; Metazoa; Arthropoda; Insecta; Lepidoptera; Pieridae. The record is from the annotation of a GenBank genome assembly.